Molecule: messenger RNA, 525 nt
Organism: Protopolystoma xenopodis
Lineage: Eukaryota; Metazoa; Platyhelminthes; Monogenea; Polystomatidea; Polystomatidae
Source: the annotation of a GenBank genome assembly
AUGGGACAUCUAGCCAUAUACGCACCUGGAGUGGUAACUAUCAUCGACUUGCUCCGCUCUUGGCUAUCGGCCUACCGUCAUCUGGUUCUGGCUCCACCCGCUCUGGACCCUGCUCGUCUGCAUCGGGGUCACUGCUUAUCUACCAGCCCUCAGGAGCACCUCCUGCCACCGCCUGACUUUCUGCCAUCUUUACAACUGAAUAAUAUAAUGGGAAAAACUCUCGGAUCUGCGUUGACUGGCGCUUCGGCACAGCUAGGGCCAAUUUUACAACCCGGGGCACCCAAAGGCAGCAUGCCAUCACCGGCAGCGACACGGGCCAUGCUACGACUGCGGCACCUGAUAGAUCCGGCGAAAACACCGUUCUAUGGCGAUCUCUAUUAUGGAGAGGGAAGGAAGGUGUCUGGGCUUGACGAGGACUCUGAACGCCUGUUCAACUCGCAUCAGGUGACUUGUUUAAAUGCCGAUUCACCAUAUAAAACUAUCCUUUUCUGCCUCGGUGACUACAGCCCACAAUUAAGUACGUGA